Molecule: messenger RNA, 2095 nt
Organism: Yamadazyma tenuis ATCC 10573
Lineage: Eukaryota; Fungi; Ascomycota; Pichiomycetes; Serinales; Debaryomycetaceae
Source: RefSeq, a predicted model, not a curated record
CUAUUUCAUCUCUCUCACAAAUGGCAAGCUCAGGUUGGAACACCAUAGACUCCGAUGCAGGUGUUUUCACCCGCUUGGUGGAAAAAUUGAACGUCAAAGACGUACAAUUCGAAGAUUUAUAUUCGAUUGAUUCGGACUCGCUAAGGGCCCUCAGUCCCAUCUAUGGAGUGAUUUUUCUUUUCAAGUAUAGUGCCAUUGACAGACAGUAUGCCCUCGACAACAAUGCGCCUUUGGCAGGUGAAUACGACCAGGACUUCCAACAAUACGAUAUAUUCUUCGCCAACCAGACCAUUCAAAAUGCCUGUGCUACCCAAGCAGUGUUGAAUAUUCUUUUAAACCAAAUACACGUUGAUGUGGGAGAGGACUUAGCAAACUUCAAGUCUUUUGUGACGGGUUUCGACCCGUUGAUGGCCGGAGAAACUAUCAGUAACAGCGACUUGAUCCGCUCGGUCCACAAUUCGUUUCUGACCCCUUCCAUCCUCGUCGACGAAGACCCAUCCAAACCACCACCAGACAGUGACCACAAAAACGACGGGCUCUUCCAUUUUGUUGGAUACGUCAACGUGAACGGAUAUAUCUACGAGCUCGAUGGACUCAAGGAUUUCCCCAUCAGGCACUGUUCCUGUUCCAGUCAGGACGAAUUUAUCGACAAAAUACCCCUGGUAUUGAUGGAGAGAAUCAGCAAGUACAAAGACGAGUUGCGGUUUUCGACAUUGGUGAUCACCAAUAAUAAGCUUAAGCAAUACAAGGAGAUUGGAGAUUCUUUCAUGGUGGAGUCGGAGAUUAAUAAAAGAGAUUUAUGGGAUCGUGAGAUAGAGCUCAGAAAGCAUGACUACACGAAUCUCUUUGUCAAAAUCGUCAAGGACAUAAGCUCUAAGAGCUCUGACCAGGACUGGCAUGUGCUUCUCGACAAGGCACGUCAGAAGAGCAAGCGCAGGCUAAUGUAAUCUUGGUGUACACUGUGCUAUUCUACUGAUCUAAUUUUAAUGCUAUACAUGGUAGCGUAUACCAUGAGUAUUUAAUGAGUACUAAUAUAAGGAGUAUUGGUGAUACAUUUAUCUAUUCAUAAUUGUUAAAGCUGAGAAGCCCUCCUCCACCUCUCGAGUGUCUUGAGAAAUAGUCAAAGUCGAUGCUUACAGCGUUACCAAGUAGAACCGCCCGCUGGUCGAGCGUCAAAGGACCUGCUACUGAAGGGUACAAUCCACCCAUCCCAUCAAAACUAGCAGGAUCCAUCCGAAUGAUGUACACACCAGUAUCGGUGAAAAGCUCUCUUCCCAAUCCAACCCAAUUUCUGUCCACAGACGCAAUCACGUCGCCAUCCGCGUUAGAGACAGGGAAAUCAAACGACAAGAACGGGGCAUCAAUGGCCCCAAACUGGUUGUAUUCAUCGGUGACAUCGUCGUCGAGCUUGAACAAAUUGUACCUCCGUCUCCACAAAUGCCAACUUUGAACCGACUCGCCUAUCGACUCUAGUUCCAUUUCACCGUGGGAAUUAACACCCGGCAAAUACGCUUUUAUAUGACUGUUGAUAAACGAAAACGGCCGUUUUAUCACCAUCAACAAGUCUCCAUAGUUGUUAAAUACCUCAAUGUCAAAAGGUCUAUGUAACCGGAAAAACUGUCUGCCCAACAUCUUGAAGAUCCCCAAAUCCUUCUCUUGCAUGAACCCAAUCUGCUCGCCCAUGGCGUUCAUUAUCUUGUACCGAUUGGCCUGUUCGAAUCCUAAAAAGAGGUUCAUCAUCUCAACUUUUCUCUCAAUCACCAAAGUAGGUUCUUUAAGGAUAUCAUAGAUCCCAUCGUGGACAGUAAUGAGGCCAUUUUCAUUGGGUGGCCUGCUAAACACACUGUAGCGAGAAUUGGGAUCUGAUGAUGGUUCAUCCUGGUAAUAAAACUGUUUGGCACCUGAAGGCUUCAGUCUUGAGUUGUAGUAUUUGGUGACCUCAUCCUCCGGAAUUUCUUUCGCUUUACGCACACGUUCACGAGGACGCCACCUUAUAGGAGUGGUGGUCAAGAGCCUGGUAGGAGCAUGGCCAUAGGCAAAUUUAUUGAUGUGUAUUAAUUGCCUUCUUAUCAUUUGCCAUCUAAUGGAUGAGCGC